Molecule: messenger RNA, 243 nt
Organism: Linum trigynum
Lineage: Eukaryota; Viridiplantae; Streptophyta; Magnoliopsida; Malpighiales; Linaceae
Source: the annotation of a GenBank genome assembly
AUGACAUUUAACUUCCCAUGUCGUAGAGGUAAUUACACAAGACAUCUUGACAAAGUACUUGAGGAAGCUGCUGCUGAGUUUUAUCCUGGUGUUAAAUUCAUGCGUGUAAGUGGUUUCUGCUCUAUAUAUGACACGCCAAAACACAAUACCAAACUGCGACCAAGUGUAAUCGCAGUCCGGGAAUGCAGUAACAGGCAAGUUCUAUUAUCAACCCGGGGUCUAGAUCUACUGCUUACUCCGUGA